AUGAAGCUGUCCCGCCACCUCACCUUUACGCAGAACCUCAUCUCAGGCGCCGUGCUCUUCUUCACCGUCGGCGUCUAUCUCGCCGUGCUCGGGCUGGGCGCGGGCGGCGGCAAGCCCUCGUCGCAGCGCGUCAGCGACGUGUCCAACAGCUGCCUGUACGGCCUGUACGCCGUCUUUGGCUUCUUUGCCGGCGCGCUGCUGAACCGGCUGGGCCCGCGGCGGACCAUGACGCUCGGCGUCGCCGGGUACCCGGUCUACGUGGCCGGGCUGUUCUACUACGACCGCACCGGCCGCGCGUGGUUCCCCGUGCUCGCCGGCGCGCUGCUCGGGCUCGCCGCGCCGAUGCUGUGGUGCGCGUCGGGCUUUGUCCAGUGGGCGUACGCGACGGAGCGCGAAAAGGGCACGUACAUUGCCGUGCAGUACUUUGUGAACCAGCUGGGCAGCGUGGUGGGAUCCGUCGUCGCGUUUGGGAUUAUAUAUCGGGAUGCCGCGGCGACGGCGGGUGGCAGCCCGACGAGCGUGUACAUUGUCAUGAUUGUGCUCAUCUGUCUCGCGUUUCCGCUGACCAUCUUUGGGCUGGUGAGCCCGGAGAAAGUCCGCCGGACGGAUGGCACGCCCAUUGCCGUGUUUCGGAACCGCUCGCUCGCACAGGAGCUCCAGGGCGUCGCGCGGGUGCUGCGGGACUGCCGUGUUCUGGCUAUGCUGCCCGUCAUCUUUAGCUGCGAGCUGGUCCUCGGCAUCCUGCCGUCUGUGAGCGGUCGCUACUUUAACCUGCGGAUCCGGGCGAUGAACAACAUUGUCUUCUACCUCGUCCAGCUUCCUGCCUCUGUGGCGUGCGCCUACUUGACAGACCGCCUGCCCUUUCGCCGAAGUGUGCGGGGGUACAUAUCAAUCAGCGUGCUCGGCGUCCUUGUAUGCAGUGGCUGGACUGCCCUGCUCAUCUGGGUCUCCGUGUCAACUGUCUGGGCGUCACCGCCGGAGGGGGGCGUCGACUGGGCGUCUGGCGAAUUUCGGGGACCGUUUGUGCUGUAUCUUGUUUUUGGCAUCUUGUACGGAUCCCAUCAGCAGAUUGGCAUGUGGGUAAUGGGGACCUUUACCAACGAGCCGACUGUCUUGGCCAUUUACGGUGGACUCUGGAAGGGCGUUGCUGCAGGCGGCGUCGCGGUCCAAUUUGGAAUGGCGGCGGCUAAAGUAUCCUACCAGUACGUGUCAACUUGA
Messenger RNA from Cordyceps militaris CM01, 1218 nucleotides. RefSeq names its product membrane transporter (predicted). The record is from RefSeq and is a predicted model, not a curated record. The transcript has a single exon. NCBI's taxonomy places the organism in Eukaryota, Fungi, Ascomycota, Sordariomycetes, Hypocreales, Cordycipitaceae. The coding region runs from base 1 to 1218 and encodes 405 amino acids.